GCCAGGUGGUAACGAACGGCUCUACUUGGCAGGGUGUUGGAAUAUUUACCCCACUAUCAGACAGAUCAGAGAACACCUGCUGCCAACUCGUGCCUCCAGAAUGGAUGAUGCAGUGAUCCAAGCAGCCGUAGAUAAAACCCAUCAUUCUGUGGUUGUGGUGCACCGUUUGUUGUGAAAGUGAGGGAAAGAGAGUGCGUCCUAAUGCUUUUUCAACAAUCAGCUUUAUCUGAUGAUUCUGUUUGAAGUGCAAAAGUGUCUACUGCUAGAGCUGUGAUCUGAAGCGAAGGAUCUAUUUUAAAGGACGUGUAACUUUUCGAUUACCUCGGCGAGCUCGAUGCGCUCGGUGAAAGGUGCAAAACAAAUAAGUGGAAGCCUGUGGAGGUGGUGGUUUAAUAAUAAUAAAAAAAUAAAAUAAAAAAAAACUCCAAGCAAUAAGCAACUCGAAGCAGUUCGCUGCACAAAAGUGUCCGGUGGUGAAGAGAGAUAGAGAGAGAAAAAAAAGAGCCCGGGAGGAAACUUUGACGACGCGAGUGUAAAUUUCGGUGAAUAAUGAGUGCGCAACCGGCGGCACUAAAUGCUUCUAAGCAGUGCCACCACGUUCGGUAAUAAAUAAAUUACGCUGCUGCAGGCUGUAAACUGGUUGCCGACGAAAAACUCCCAUACUGCCCCCAUAAGAACGGCACGACGGAACCGCCGCGUGGGGAGGCGAAGCAAUCGAAGCGCGUGAUCAAGGUUAGCUACCAUCUCUCUCUCUGGACAGUUAUUGUCAGAAUUACAUAAUGUGCAUCAAACGAGCGUGAGUGCCGACACCUUCGAAGCAUGACUGCAACCUAAAAACCACCGUGAAGAAGGAAAACUAACUCACACUCUAACAAAACCAGCCGUACGAUCGUCAAACUCGUCAUCGUCUCUGGAGGCAGAGAAAGAGCGAGAUUUGGGGCGAUAUAAGAAAACGCAACCACCCUCAAGAGAUGAUGGCGGACUUAAGUGGCUUUGUGGCUAAUUCCCACCACCUUGAGCGGACAAUCCACCACGUCACGCUAGUGCUGCUCCUGUCACUCACCCUCCUGCCCACCGCGAGCAGCUUCUGUCCGUCGCUGUGUACCUGCGAGAGUGAUCGCAAUCUGCGCACGUCCUGCAUUAACGCGUCGCUCGAGGUGGUACCGAUCCAGCUCAACCCGGACGUGCGGUACCUCAACCUGACCGCCAACCAGAUCACCAACGUACACUUCACGCUCGCCUUCUACUAUCAGCUCGAGUCGCUCGACCUCUCGCACAAUCGGCUCGAUACGCUCGGCUCGAAAAACUUCGAAUCGCAGGAAAAGCUGCUCGCCCUCAACCUCACCCACAAUGUGCUGCCGGCGCUGCUGAAGGACAGCUUCCGGGGGUUGCGCCGGCUCGAGCUGCUCCGGCUCGGCGACAACCAGCUGGAGCAGGUCCAUCCGACCGCGUUUCAGUCGCUGGUGUCGCUGCGCCGGCUCGAGCUGCCCAACAACCGGCUGGUAAGCUUCGAGGAGGGUGUGCUGCGGCCGCUGGUUUCGCUCGACACGCUACUGCUGGCCAACAAUCAGCUGCUGGAGGUACCGUACGGGGGCAAUCUGGAGUACCUGCGGUCGUUGCGCCAUCUCGAUCUGUCCGGCAAUCUGAUCGAGUUCGUCGCGAACGACAGCUUCGGUACGCUGCACCAGCUGCACACGCUCCGGCUGGCCGGCAACGUGCUGAUGGAGCUGGACUGGAGCGGUUUCAGCGGUUUGAGCGCGCUCCAGCUGCUCGACCUGGCCGACAACAAUCUAACGACCAUCCCGACGGUGCAGCUGGCGAAGCUGUACAACCUGACCACGCUGACGCUGAGCGGCAACUCGUUCGUGGAGCUGCCGCCGGUUGCCUUCCAAAAUCUGUUCCAGCUGCGUGAGCUGCAUCUGGACCGGCUGGAUCGAUUGGAGCACAUCGAUACGAGAGCCUUCAUAGACAACACACACCUGCAGGUACUGACACUCGACGACAAUCCCUCCUUUUCGACCCUCCCGGUACGGCUUUUCCACGGCAACCCGCACCUCAUCGACAUUUCCAUGCGACGGAACGCACUGCUCACACUGGACGCCGUGCAGUUCCCGCUCGAUCGGCUGCAGCGCCUGAAGCUGGCCGGCAAUCCGCUCGUGUGCAACUGCACCAUCCGCUGGCUGUGGCGGCUCGUCACCGGCACGCUCGACGACGACGACGGGGACGAUCCGGACGGUGUGGCUUUCCUCGGCAAAGCGCUGGCCGAUCACACCAACAUCACGACCGUGCUGCUGAUCGACAAGGACGAGAUUGGGUGCGAUCUGAACGAGGACGGGCUGGUAACGCGUCGCAUACUGCGCAACAUGUCCGAAGGCGACAUCAACUGCCCGGCCCAUCUCGUGACCGUGCUGAGCGUGCUGCUCAGCCUGCUACUGCUAGCGCUCGGUGCUGGCGCAGCAAUCGUCUAUCGGCGCAAAACUCGCGAGCGCAAAAAGAUUCUCCAGGAGCGCAAGAACGUGCACGAGCGCAUCGUGCCGCAGAAGGUGGAUAAGCUCGAGCUGGAGCGAUAUCUGGCGCAGCAGGUGCUCUCGAACGAUUAUCGCGAGCUGCGGCCGGCCUGUGAUCUGCCGGUACGGUACGACCUGAAGUAUCCGGACCAGACGGCCCACCAGCUUGCCGUGGCGCCCGACGUGGAUCCCGACUCGGACCAUUACGAGAACAUAGACUACCUCCAGCAUCAGCGGGCCCUGGGCAGCUCGACCGCCUCGAACGCUACCACCCAGUCGAUCAUUACCAAUCCCUUCCAUCAGCAGCCUCCGAGCCAGUACCACUUUCUGGCCCAGGGGCAACACCCGGCAGCUUAUCAGACGCACCAGCCACACCACCACCACCAUCACACUCACCACCCGACUCAUCAUCAUCCGCAUCCGCAUCAUCAGCAGCAGCAGCAAACGGCGGCAGCACCAGCGAUGACGAUGCAGCAUCCGCACAAGUACGCCCACCAUCCGCAUCACCAGCACGCCGGGGCGGACGGUGCUGCCAACAACAGCAACACCCUGCCAGUGCCUCCCGGGCAGCGCAGCCUUAACAACUACUCACCGAACUUCUUCAUCUACGUCCUCUACUCGCACUUCAUACUGCUGCUGCUGAUGUUAUGAUGAGGUGCAGGGCAUAGCGCUGCAGGGUGUAUGGUGCGAUAGGGCAGGCGCGUCGCGCGACGCCGCUCCUCUCGUGGCUGGCUGUCAAUGAAGCAAUUCAAUCAAACUCUCAAAACAAUCGAUCGAAACCGGUGCUGAAUGUGUGUUUAUGUACAGAAUGUGUGAAAAA
This is a messenger RNA of Anopheles gambiae (African malaria mosquito), 3327 nucleotides long. RefSeq names its product nyctalopin. The record is from RefSeq and is a predicted model, not a curated record. The transcript has 7 exons. The coding region runs from base 972 to 3158 and encodes 728 amino acids. NCBI's taxonomy places the organism in Eukaryota, Metazoa, Arthropoda, Insecta, Diptera, Culicidae. Gene Ontology annotation, molecular function: protein binding.